Planococcus citri (citrus mealybug) is the source of this 2162-nucleotide messenger RNA. Its product is annotated as kelch-like protein 17. The coding region runs from base 145 to 1929 and encodes 594 amino acids. The transcript has 2 exons. Gene Ontology annotation, molecular function: protein binding. NCBI's taxonomy places the organism in Eukaryota, Metazoa, Arthropoda, Insecta, Hemiptera, Pseudococcidae. The record is from RefSeq and is a predicted model, not a curated record.
UUUCAUUUUCUACUCGUAAUUAAUGAAAUUUAAUUCUCCUCGGUUUUUUUAAUCAAUGAGUAGUAUACUUUGUGUUCUUGAUUCUUCAUAAUACUCAAGUUCAAUUCAAGCUGCAGAUACAUUUCAACCUGUCACUGCAAAACCAUGAAACUGGAUUUCCUGGUGACCGAAAGUGAAGAGAGUCCUCGUCCAGAGCCGGUUCUCAGCCACAAAGACUAUUUUUUUCUGCAUUUGAACGAGCUUCGAUUACAAAAUUCAUUAUGUGACGUAUGCUUCAGCGUUAACGGCAAAACAUUCUCAUGUCAUCGUGUAGUUCUAGCCACCGUUUCUCCCUACUUCAGGACUAUGUUCAAUGGAAACUUCAAAGAGAGCAAGUCCGAUCUUAUUCCCAUCCACGACGUCGAAAGUGAAGCAUUCGAAGAAAUUCUCAACGCUGUUUACACUGCUCAAAUUCAUCUAAAUGCGGGAAACGCGUACUGCAUUCUUAAAGCUAGUCACAUGAUGCAGCUAGAGACGAUCAGAAACGUCUGCACAUCGUAUAUCUCGAAUAAUCUGAAAAUUAGUUAUUUAGUCGAUACGUGCUUAUUUGCUCUAAACAUCAAGAAAAUGGAAUUACAUUCAAAGUGCGUCCAGGCGAUAUCCGAAGAUAUAUUAACUUACGGUCAAACCGAAAGCUUUGAGAAGAUCCCCAUCGAUGUGUUCAAAUCGAUCUUAUCCAGUCGUACUUUCAAUGAUUCCGAAGAAGAAGGGGUAUUUUUAUUGAUAUCACAAUGGUGUAAAGAUAACAAAGUCAAAAGUAACGAUAUCCAGAUGCUGUUGGAAUCGGCCGAUCUUAAAAUGACUAAAAAUAUCAGAUCGUUCAUUGUAGCCGAUUUAAUGGCUAAUUCGAUUUUCAACGGUUCGACGUUGAAUGAGAAAUGCAUCAAGGUUGCCAAGAAAUCCGACGACGAUUCUCAUCUCAAUUUAAAUGUGUAUUUCAACGGCAUCGACGUCAAGACUUGCGAAAAAGGAUGGGGUGUUUUAAAAAUGAGCGACGAAUUUGAUACUUACGCUUUGUCAUCGUUUUAUCCUUCCGAGUCGACGUUCAAAAAAGUUACUAGAAUUGGAUCGAAGAUGUUCUGCCUCGAGUCUACCGGAAGUAAAUUUCAGUUUUCGAGUUACAACGAAGAAGGCGAUAAAACUGCACUGAAAGUGCCACCGUUUCAUUUCAAACUUUACGAUAUGGUCGCCGUCGAUAGUACAUUGUACGUGAUGAAGAAAGAUCGCGAUUCUAAAAACGCUAUUCAAGGGUUACUGGCGUAUGAUUGCGGACGUAACGUGUGGGAAACUAAAUUUAUUAGUUUUCAAGCUUUCAAACCGUCUACCACCAGCGAAACUAACGCUUUCGGUAUCCAACAUCCAUUUUCGUUUCCAGAGUUCAAUUUUUCCGAUUACAAUUGCUCCGCUCUAACUUCCAGCGAUGGUGUUCUAUAUUUGGUAGCUAGUAGGCUCGGUGAAUCGAACCAAUACUUGACAUUGUUGGAUUUUCGUGUUCCUAGUGUUCAAGCUCAAGUGAUGGGAUUGGUUAAAUUCGAACAAGAAAAACACACGAACGCUGCCAUUUGCGCAUUCGACAAAAAAAUAGCUCUGUCUGGUUCUAAUAAUCAAGGUGCUCUACGUAAUACUUUCAGUAUUUUCGAUACUACUGCUAAACGAUGGUUAUACGAUGUGAAACCUAUGAACUUGGCUCGUGCUGAUCAUAAUCUCAUUCAUCGUAACGGUUUCAUAUACGCGGUGGAGAAUAACCUGCCAUUCGUUACCAAUGAAAAAUACGAUUUAAAAUCGAAUAAAUGGAUUACUAUUCCGACUUUGCCUAGACGAGUGGCGUAUGAAUGCGAAGAUGGGAUUGUAUCUGUAUCGACUGGCAGUGUCUUUGGUAUCGAUGUUUGAUAUUGCUGAGUUGAUAAACGUGUAAACGUAGAAUAAGUCAUUUUGUUUAGUAAUAUUAUCGAGUAUUUUGGAAUCCUUUUUUAUAUUUUUUCCUAUCGUUGUAUCGUUGACUAUUCAACAAAUAUGUAACUGUGAUUCUUAUGGAUUUUUCCUAAUCGUGUUGCAUCUCUAAGUUUUUUUCAUUGUUUUGUAAAUUUAAAGUAUUGAAUAUAUUUACCGAUUUUUUUUCAUUA